Messenger RNA from Seriola aureovittata, 1633 nucleotides. It is a transcript of the gene ufd1l, whose product is annotated as ubiquitin recognition factor in ER associated degradation 1. Gene Ontology annotation, cellular component: VCP-NPL4-UFD1 AAA ATPase complex. The transcript is spliced from 12 exons. Gene Ontology annotation, molecular function: polyubiquitin modification-dependent protein binding. The record is from RefSeq and is a predicted model, not a curated record. Bases 144 to 1076 code for a protein of 310 amino acids. NCBI's taxonomy places the organism in Eukaryota, Metazoa, Chordata, Actinopteri, Carangiformes, Carangidae.
UCCCUCCGUCGGCUUGUACACUUCCGGAAGAAGCGGAAGACAACAGUGGAAAUUGUCAGCUCAUAUGUGGUAGUUUCAUAUUGGAAAACAGAAACAGACACUUAAUUUGAGUCGCUUGACAACCAAAGACACGAACCGUCGACAUGUUUUCAUUCCAGGUGUUCGACCACCCGAUGUCCCGGGGGUUUCAGAACCGCUUCUCCACUCAGUACCGCUGCUAUUCGGUGUCCAUGCUGGCAGGACCAAACGACCGCUCCGACGUUGAGAAAGGAGGCAAAAUUAUAAUGCCACCUUCAGCUCUCGACCAGCUCAGCAGACUUAACAUCACCUAUCCAAUGUUGUUCAAGCUGACCAACAAGAACUCCGACAGAAUGACACACUGUGGUGUUCUGGAGUUUGUGGCAGACGAGGGAAUCUGUUAUCUGCCACACUGGAUGAUGCAGAAUCUCCUGCUGGAGGAAGGCGGUCUGGUCCAAGUGGAAAGCGUUAACCUCAUGGUGGCCACUUACUCAAAGUUCCAGCCACAGAGUCCCGACUUCCUUGACAUCACAAACCCAAAGGCAGUACUUGAGAAUGCAUUGAGAAACUUUGCCUGCUUGACGACUGGUGACGUCAUAGCUAUCAACUACAAUGAAAAGAUAUAUGAGCUGCGAGUCAUGGAGACCAAGCCAGAUAAAGCAGUAUCCAUCAUCGAGUGCGACAUGAACGUGGAUUUUGAUGCACCUUUGGGUUACAAAGAGCCUGAGCGACGACCUCACCACCAGGAAGAACCAACAGAGGAAGAAGGAGAUCCCAGCAGUUACGCUGAUAUGGACACAGGAUUCAGAGCUUUCACUGGGUCUGGCAAUCGUUUGGAUGGUAAAACAAAAGGAAUUGAGCCCAGCCCAGCUCCUCUUGGCCCAAGUGACAUUAAAAGGGGCAUUCCCAACUACGAAUUCAAAGUUGGCAGGAUCACCUUCAUCAGAAACUCGAAGCCUCUGCCCAGGAGAAUUAUAGAUGAUGAUGACGCCAUGAACAGAUUCAUCGCCUUCUCUGGACAAGGACAGUCACUACGCAAGAAGGGCAGAAAACCUUGAAGAACUCAAAGUGGAGAGGCUGGUUUAUGUGCACAGACCCAACAUCUAUUUUCACCUUCAACAGCAAAGUAAAAAACUGGCCUUCAGAUGCACUGAGGUUUUGUCUCUGUCCCUUUUGAAAUGGGAGUGUUGCUGUUUGUUUGGGAUUAUAAAAACUCACAUGGUAAUAUUUUGCUCAUCAGAAGCUGAGCUGUCAGUUUGGUAUUCAAAUGAUCAGGGUGGCUUCUUUUUGGCGGGGGGGGGGGUAAUUUGAGCCAAACAGAAUAAAUUAUACCACCACCGACACAAAGAAUAAUUUGUGAAAUGAUGUUUGACAGAGACCAUUUUCCCCCUUUUUUCAUAAUUGUUGCAUUUUACAGUUCACUUUAAAUAUACUGCUAUACAGAGUCCUGUUGUGAUGAAAAAACUGGAGCAAAAAUAGCUCUGUACUUCUAUUUUUAAUUAUAAAAAAAUUUACAUUUGAGGUUAUUUUUCUUUGUUAUAAGAAUAAUUUGCAACUUUUUCCCUCUUUCUCCUGGUUUAUUUAUAGACAAAUAAAGGAUUGUGUUUGAAUUCAA